Neopelma chrysocephalum (saffron-crested tyrant-manakin) is the source of this 627-nucleotide messenger RNA. RefSeq lists its product as uncharacterized. Bases 1 to 627 code for a protein of 208 amino acids. The record is from RefSeq and is a predicted model, not a curated record. The transcript has 5 exons. NCBI's taxonomy places the organism in Eukaryota, Metazoa, Chordata, Aves, Passeriformes, Pipridae.
AUGGCAAACUCGGACUUCUUCAAUGCCCAGACCAGCGCUGCCCUGCUGGAUUUGCUUGUGGAAAACGGUGUCUACAACGGGAAGCAAAGUGUGGUGGCAAGGGGAGCACUUCUUGGGGGAAGCUGGGCAAGUUGCUGGCUCUGGCAGCUCUCCAACUGUUCCCCGUGUCCCCUCCAGGUGCCGGCCAUAGUCAGGUGCAUCCACCAGUGGCUCACAUCCAAUGUGUCGGCUGAGCACAGGCUGGACAAGACUCUUGUCCUGCUGACCGAGGCACACCCUGUGGAUGUUGCAGUGACCCUGCUGCGCUCUGCCCCAGCCUGUGACAGAGCUGCUCGCACCAUGUGGAGGACGCUCAUCUCCUCCAGAGGGACUAAGGAGCCGGUGCUGCAGAUCCUCUUCCGUGUGCUGGAAUUCUGGCCAGCGCACAGGACACGCACCUCUGAUGGGGAUGAGAGCGAUGUCUUUGCCCUGGCUGCAACUGUGGCCCUCUGGGCGAUCCUCCAGCUGCCCUGGUGCCCAGGGGGAGUGAAGACCAAUUUGCCCCGCCUCCUUCUGACUCUGCUCUUCCAAGUUUUCAUCAGCACAGAGGAGAUGCCCUCGGGGCUGGGGCCAGGGCUCUGCGCCUGA